Messenger RNA from Aureobasidium melanogenum CBS 110374, 1347 nucleotides. RefSeq names its product WLM domain-containing protein. Bases 1 to 1347 code for a protein of 448 amino acids. Lineage: Eukaryota; Fungi; Ascomycota; Dothideomycetes; Dothideales; Saccotheciaceae. The transcript has 2 exons. The record is from RefSeq and is a predicted model, not a curated record.
AUGAACAAGGUCCUUGGCUUCGAACGCAUCAACGAGCGCAAGAAAAGACCGAAUGCACUCAUCAACUUCAUCAAACCCCUCGAAAGUCCGGACAAGGCACUGGCCCAAGACUUUCUGGAAAGAGUCGCCGCUAUCUGCUAUCCCAUCAUGAAACAGAACCACAUUGUCGUCAUGGCACUAGAAGAAUACCCACCCAAUCCUGAGUUCAUCGGCCGUAAUUUCAACGCUGGGGAAGUCAUCCAACUAGUUCUCAAGGCUCCACACACCAACCAGUGGCUACCCUUCAAACACGUGCAAAUGGUCAUGAUGCAUGAGCUGGCACAUUGCAAACAGAUGAACCACUCUCGCGCUUUCUGGAAGGUCAGAAACGCCUAUGCCGACGAGCUGAAGGUUCUUUGGGACAAAGCAUACACUGGCGAGGGUCUAUGGGGAAAGGGUCAAUCUCUCAUCACUGGACAGUACAUGAACAACCACAUGCCCGAGGCUGCCAAUAUACCCGCCAGUCUGUGUGGUGGUACCUUCAGAUCGUCAGGUGGUCGGAAGAGAAGGCGAAAAGGAGAUGCUCCUAAGAUCACCUAUGCCGAGCGCCAACAACGAAGAAUCGCAAAGAAAUUUGGUGUCAAUGGCGUUGCCUUAGGAGAUGAUGAAGGCGUCAGAGCCAAGCUCGAGGCUGGCCAGAAAGGUGGAAAGCCUGCCGUCAAACCCAGAGUAGCAGGCAGUAAGCGAGGAAGGGAGCUCCGAGCAGCAGCAGCACUGGCACGCUUCGAAAACGUGAAGAAGGAAGCUGUCAAGGCGGAGCCCAAGAUUGAAACGACCAGUGACGACGAUUACGAAACUGAUUCUGACUAUGAAUACACGACUAUCGAGAGGACUAUGAAUUCCGAAGAUGGCAACAUGGUCAGAGUGUGCGAGAACGAAGACUCAGAGGACAAAGAUGCGCAGCGAGAAUUCGACGAGCUGCGCGAGAUCGAUCAGGCUACGUCGAAGUCGCAUGCCAAUUCAUCGACACAACCGCUUUCGAAAGGCAAAGCCAAACAAACGAUUUCUGACGAUGAUGCUUCAACGGAGAGCGACGACGACCAAGACCUCGAUGCGCCACGCAGCUUCACAAAACUACCAACCAAGACGCAGCCGCGCCCAGCAGUCGCUCCUUCCUCGACCUGUAGAAUUUGCUCCCUCGAAAACGAAUCUACGGCAGCUAUGUGUGCGGCUUGUUCCCACGUGCUCAAGCCAGCACUUAUGCCCAACUGCUGGAAGUGUACAAGCACAGAUUGUCAGAAUGUCGGGUACGUUAACCCGGGUGACUAUGGCGUCUGUGGGCUCUGCGGAUCGACGAAACCGAAGUGA